CGAAAACGGAAGUGCACCGUCUAAGAUGGUUGACAAGUUGACACAAAUCUUCGUUUUUAAAAUGUGUCAAAGUGUCUAAAGGGGAUGAAAGUUGAAGUGCAGAUGUGACUUGCGUGAUGGUCAUCAUGGAGAUAGAGGUACAGAAAUGCGGGGUGAAAUUUGACCCGCCAGCAAUUAUGAUUGUCUAUAAUGACAAGGGAUCCCAGAAGCACAGACAGAGGACCAUGCCACUACGGGAUUUCACUAAAAAUACAAACAUAGAAAAAGCAGCUGAAGAAUUACUUGCAAAUCCUCGUCACGGGAAAUACGUUUCUCAAAUUCCAAAAGCUCAAUUAGUCAGACUUGUGACAAUUAUCAGAGAUAAACUGAAUGGUAUGUCCUUAGAGGCAAGCUUAGCAAGAAACGAUGCCAUGGAUAAAAUAGACCCGGAAGAAAACUUAAACACUGUGGAUGAAGAGACUUUGAAACGUAAAAAGGCAGUUAUGGAUCGAACUUUUGAGAAGCAUCAGCUCAAACCUGAUGAUCCAGAUUUCAAAUACGAUAUCGAAAAAGAGUUUGAUGAGCAAGAUGUGAUAGAAUCAGGCUGGGACUCGGGAGAUGAUGGAUCCGAUUUAGAAUUUUAACUUAAGUUUGAUUUGUUUGAAAUGUCAUUACGUUGAUCUGAAUUUGUAAUACAUUCCUAAUGGAGAACAAGGAUGUAGCUGCCCUAGUGCCUGUAGAAUUUAGUACUGUAACCAGAGUUUUAAUCAGAAACUGAUAACAGGAGCAGAAAAGGAAAUGGAAAUCUCUUUUUCUCAAUUUUUAUCUCUCUCGUACUUUUUGUCCAGCUUUGCUUGGCAUAACCUUAAUACUGAUAGUAAUGCUACCUUUGUAUAUUCCAGAGAGGUACAGAUUUUCUAAAAUAGCAUGAUUAAGAAACGAAAUUUUGAAGUAGAUACACGCUUAAAUAUUUUUUUCCUUUUACGGUAGUUCUUCUUGUUUGUUAGACUGGAAGUCUUGGUGUAUUAUCAUUUUAAUGGUGCAGAGCUGCCUUAAAUUAUAAUUGUUGUGUCUUUUUCCAAAGAAUUAUUUAGGAUAAAAGCCAUAUAAAAAAUAUAUAGGGCAGAGAAUGUAAUUUCAUUGUAAAAAAAUAUGGAUAGAAAUUAUCUGCUUAACACAUGUACGAAUUUAGACACCCUUUAAUAAAGUGAGGUAGAGGUUGAAUUAAUGGAUUGAACAGAAAAUACAAACUACUCGUUAUAUACUCUUAAAUGGUUCAGUUAUUAUAUUAGGGACUAUAUGUUAUAAAGAUUUCAGAUUUAUAAUAUAUGCUAUCAUGGAAGCAGCACUAUUUUAAGAUAUUCUAAUGCAGAUGUCGUAAACCUGUUUACUUACACGAAAAGCUUUUUUUAAAUGCUUUAUAAUUGGAAUUGGUUUGAAAGGUAAAAUAGUCACCAUUUUUAAUGGCCAAAAUAUAAGCUAUAGUGCAUUUUAUUUGACCUGGCGGGGCAUGGUUUCGCCACGGUCCACUACAUUAUUGUGCAGGGUAUGUAAUACAUGUAACCAAUCAAGCGGUGAAAUUUAGUCCUUGGUUACCGAAGAUUACAGAUUAAACAGUUACAUUGCCCAACCUAUUUUGCUCGUUUUUUGAGACUACCAUUAUUUGCAGAAGUCGGAGAUUAACUCCGCCCUGCCAGGUCGAACAAAACGGACUAUAAAUGUACUGUAAGGAAAUAAUCUAUAGCAAAAAUCAAUGCCAUAUGAAAAUUGCUUGUUUUAUAAUAAGUUUUACAAUUUUUGCUGUUUAGUUCCUGUUUGAAAGAGCAUUGUGCUUAUUUAAAUAUUCGUCGCUUGGCUGUGUUUGAAGUAGAGUUUGACUUGCGGUAUUUGAUUUGAUUUGAAGCAUUUUUGUGAUGAUUUUUUUUGUCAGGGAAAAUUUUAAAUCCAGUUUCUUCCAGUGUUUUGAAAAAAAAUGUCUCGUCAGCAGUUUGUCCUGUCGAAAAGUUACAAUGUAUUAGUUUGUCAUAAUCUAAUUUAUUAUAAAAGAGAGUAAAAAAAACUGUGUGUUAAAUUGUUAGAAAUGGUCAAUGGCCCCAAGGGAAGUUAAUUAAACUUGUGUGGGUGUAUAUAAACCAGUAGAUAGAAUCUCGACAUAUAAUCACUUUAAUACCUUUUGCAUAAUAUUACUAUUAUAUUAAGGGACUUGUAACAGUAAUGAGCCAUUUUCAUUCAAUUUUUCAUUCUAUUUGAGAUUUCAGCAUUUCCUAGCAAGUACAGAAAACUGCAAUAAGCGUGCACAUGUAUGUAUUACAUUAACAGUUGAAGUGUGCCAAUUUCAUGCUCGAGAAUAGGUUUUCGCACGGAAAUUGCGGACUAUUAUUUUGGGUGCGCAACCUUAAGGGCAGAGUUCAUAGAAGUUAUGAUAAAUAUAAUUAUUUUGAUAUGUAGAAUAAGAUCUUUUUUAUGCCCCCCUUCAAAGAAGGUGGGGUGGAUUAUUUUGCAGGUGUCGGUCUGGAUGUAGACCAAUCCGUUUCUAGAUGAUAACUUAAGAAUGCUUUGGCCUAGGAUCAGGAAAGUUGACAGAAUGGUUGGUCAUAACCAGCAGAUGACCUCUAUAAAUUUUGAGAUCAGAAGGUCAGGGGUCAAGGUCACAGUGACCCGGAAAAGUUAAAUGGUUUCCCGAUAAUAAAUCAAGAAUGCUUGGGCCUAGGAUCAUGAAAGUUGAUAGGGGGUUGGUCAUGAUAAGCAGAUGACCCCUAUUGAUUUUGAGGUUAGUAGGUCAAGGUCAAAAAGACUAGGAACAGUUUUAACGGUUUCUGGAUGAUAACUCAAGAAGGCUUUGGACCAUGAAAGUUUAUAGGUAGGUUGAUCAUGACCAGCAGAUUACCCAGAUUAAUUUUUAGGCCAGUAGGUUAAAGGUCAAAGACACAGUGAUCUGGAACAGUAAAACCAUUUCCUGAUGAUAACUUGAGAAAGCUUGGGUCUAGGAUUACAAAACUUAAUAGGGAGGUUAAUCAUGACCAGCAGAUGACCCCAGUUGAUUUUGAGGUUAGUAGGUUAGAGGUCAAGGUCACAGUGACCUGGAACAGUUAAAAUGUGUCUGGAUGUUAGAAAUUUAAUAGGGAGGAUUACAUGAUCAGCAGAAAACCCCUAUUGAUUUUGAGGUCAAUAGGUCAAAGGUCAAGGUCAUUUUGACCAAGAACAGUAGAACUUUUGUGCACAGUGACCAAAUAAUUUCUGGUGCUUGUGCAAUUACUGAAUAUAUCAAGGGGGUCAUUUCAUGUUCUACAAGCUCUUGUUGCUAGAGAUCUUGUAGACUUUGAUGCUAGACUUACAGAAGAUAGUUUUAUGCAAUUAGAGUUUUGGUGUUUUAAGCAGGUUUUUUUCAGAAUAGUACAAGCAGCAAAUAUUAAUCAGGGAUUAUUAUAUUUUGUUCAAUUGUUGUAUCGUUCAUUUCUGUGAUUUUGUUACACGUCUUACGAUUUUUUUGUGUGAAUUUUUUAUCGUCUUGUUAAUUGGUGCACAUAGCUAGAUAAUUGUGACUAAAUAUAGUAGACAAUCCACAGGGGUUUGUGAUUUUGUCACAAAAGUUACAGUAAUGUUUUUGGGCUAACAUUCAUCAAUCUUCUUUUUGCUUGCUGUUAAACAGGUGUGUUACCAGUUUUAAGCUUGUCUGAUUUUUAGCUCACCUGUCACAUAUUGACAGGGUGAGCUUUUGUGAUCGCAUUUUGUCCGUCGUCCCUUCACAAUUUCUUGUGAACAUGAUAGAGACCACAUUUUGCAAUCAAUUUUAAUCAAACUUGCACACAACUUGUAUUGGCAUAAUAUCUCUGUUCCUUUUGAAAACUGGCAAUAUCCUGUCAUGGGUUCCACAGUUAUGGCCCCUUAAAGGGCCAAAAUUUGCUAUUUUUGGCUUGUGAACAUGAUAGAGACCACAUUUUGCAAUCAACUUUAAACAAACUUGCACAUAACUUGUAGCAAUUGGUAUAAUAUCUCAGUUUCUUCCGAAAACUGGCCAGAUUCCAUCAUGGGUUUCAGAGUUAUGGCCCCUUAAAGGGUGAAAAUUUGCUGUUUUGGCUUGUGAACACAAUAGAGACCACAUUUUGCAAUCAGCUUUAAUCAAACUUGCAUACAACUUGUAUUGGCGUAAUAUCUUGGCUCCUUUCGAAAACGGCCAGAUCCCAUCAUGGGUUCUAGAGUUAUGGCCCCUUAAAAGGGCCAAAUUUGCUAUUUUGGCUUUUGCAGCCAUAUAGAGACUUCAUUUAUGGUUUGAUUUGAUACAAACUUGCAAAAUGUCUUUAACAACAAUAACUCUUGGAUUCCAACAAUAACUCUUGGAUUCCAUGAUGAAUCUGUCUGUCAGAUUCAUUCAUAGGUUCUGGAGUUACUGCCCCUGACUGACCCCUGAAAGAGCCAAAACUUGUUAAUUUUUACCUUGAGAACAUGAUAGAAGUGACAUUUUAUAUUUGAUUUUAACCAAAAUUACACACAACUUAAGUCACAAAAAGAUCUGGGUUCCUUCUGAAAACCGGCUAGAUUCCAUCACCAGUUCUAGAGCUACUGCCCUUGAAGGGGGCAAAAUUUUCUAUUUUGGCCCUUCCAGCCAUAUAGAGGUUUCAUUUAUGCUUUGAUUUAAUGCAAACUUACACAGAAUGAUUAUCUUGAUGAUCUCUAGUCCUGGAUUGAAACUGGGUCAUGUCGGAUGAAAAACUAGGUCAUUAGGUCAAAUCAAAGGAAAAGCUUGUUAACAACCUAGAGGGAACAUUUAUGACCCUAUCUUCAUGAAACUUAGUCAGAAUGUGUAUCUUGAUAAUUUCUAGUCAAUGAUAAAAAAUGGGUCAUUUGGGGUAAAAAACUAGGUCACCCGCUCAAAUCAAAGGAAAAGCUUGCUAACACUUGAGGCCACAUUUAUGACCCUAUCUUCAUGCAUCUUUGUCAGAAUGUAUAUUUUGAUGAUUCCUAGGCCAAGCCGAAACUGGGUUAUAUGGGAUCUGAAACCAGGUCACCCGGUCAAAUCAAAGGAAAAGCUUGUUAACAAUCUUGUUCAUUUGAUGUGCAUGAAACUUGGUCAGAAUAUUUCUGUGCAUGAAAUAUCGAAUGAAUUUUUACCUGGAUCAUGUGGGGUCAAAAACUAGGUCACCAGGUCAAAUCAAAGAAUAAGCUUGUUUACACCCUAGGGGGGCACAUUUUUGAUUCUGUCUUCAUAAAACUUGGUUAGAAUACUUGUUAUCAUGAAAUCUUGGAUGAUUUUAAAUCUGGAUCACAUGGGGUCAAAAAUUAGGUCACUAGGUCAAAUCAAAGGAAAAGCUUGUAUACACUCCAGAGGCCACGUUUUUGCUCCAGUCUUCAUGAAACUUUGUCAGAAUGUUUGUUUUCAUUAAAUUUUGGACAAUUCUGAAUCUGGGUCAUAUAGAGUAAAAAACUAGGUCACUAAGUCAAAUCAAAGAAAAUGCUUGAACACACUCGAUAGGCCACAUUGUUUGGUCCAAAUGUAAUGAAAAUUGGUCAGAAUAUUUGUCUCCAUAAAAUCACUAGGUAAACAUGUUUUCACUGUUAUGGUGUGUUGCUCAGGUGAGCGACUUAGGGCCAUCUUGGCACUCUUGUCGAUUAUCAGCAUUGAUUAAAAUUUUUGUUUAGGUCCACCUUUUCUGAAACCAUAAGAGCUACAGCUUCGAAACUUUGCUCACUUGUUUGUCAUCAUUAGGUGACUCAGUAGGCCAAGAGCCAUAACUCUGAUAUGCAUUUUGUCAAAUUAUGGCCCGUUUUGUACUAAGAAAUGGUUAAAGUUUUUGUUUAGGUCUGCCUUUUCUCAAAACUGUUAACAGCUACAGCUUUGAAACUUUGUACACUUGUUUAUCAUCAUUGGGUGACUGUGUAUGCCAAGAACCAUAUCAAUAACUCUUAUAUGCAUUUUGUUAGAAUAAUUGCCCUUUUUUACUUUAAUAGAAAAUUUGAGUUUCUUGUUUAAAAUUUUUGUUUAGGUCAGCCUUUUCUCAAAAACUGCAAGAGCUACAGCUUUAAAACUUUGCACACUUGUUUAUUAUCAUUAGAUGACUGUGUAUACUAUAAGAACCAUAACAUUAACCUGCAUUUUGUCAGAAUUAUGGCCCUUUUUGUAAUCAGAAAAUCUGAAGUAUAACUCUUUUCUGGCAUACUGACCAGCACUUGCAGACAAGCGAGGGUACCCGUAGGCAGUGCUCUUGUUUUACAAUCAUUUUGCAGUCUUUCAUUUUGACUUACAUGUUUAAUGGUUACGGGCCUCCAUGCUUAUUGGUUAAAGUCGCUCACCAAUGGGUUCGAGUCUCGCUAGGGUGUUGGAGUCUUCAUGUGAAGACCCAUCCAGCUGGCUUAAGGAAGUCUGUGGUUCUACCCAUUGUACAAUUGUGUCGAUGUGACGUUAAACCAAACAAAGAACAAAUCGAGUAACAUUAGUAGGACUAAGGUGAUCGAAGCUCAUUAGAAAAUGUGUCCCGUUCUAGAGGAAUAUUGCAACUCACAUUAGAUUCUGUUUGUCUUCCUCCCACCACAAAAAAUUUGAAAGGCCAUUAUAUGGCAUAUAAUUGUGUCCAUGCUACUUUAAACCCAGCAAAACCAAACCAAACUGCUAGAGAUCACCAGUCUGCUUUGAACAUUCACAAGCCCAUAUGUGGUAAACUUUGAACAAUUACAAGCCCCUGUGUGAUAUAGAAGGGCACAUAAGCCUAUUUUGCUGUGACUAGAUAGACAGAUGUAGUUGUAGCGUUCACAAUGUGUUCACUGUAUUAAUCCGUCCAGACCAUUCAAAAUGUUACAUACUGUAGUUGAAAUUGUGUACAAAUUAUGCUGUCUGUGACAACAGUUACUUUUAUGUAUUUUUGCAACUAUUACUGAAUAAAUUUUUCAAGAAUCUGAAA
Mercenaria mercenaria is the source of this 6872-nucleotide messenger RNA. RefSeq names its product centrosomal protein of 19 kDa-like. NCBI's taxonomy places the organism in Eukaryota, Metazoa, Mollusca, Bivalvia, Venerida, Veneridae. The transcript has 2 exons. The record is from RefSeq and is a predicted model, not a curated record. Gene Ontology annotation, biological process: trans-Golgi to periciliary membrane compartment transport; microtubule anchoring at centrosome. Gene Ontology annotation, cellular component: spindle pole; centrosome; ciliary basal body. The coding region runs from base 117 to 623 and encodes 168 amino acids.